UGGAGCAGCGGCGGGAUGAGGCCAGGUUUCAGCCCCCGGGGGGGCCGCGGCGGCCGCGGGGGGUUCCGGGGGGGCCGAGGAGGCGCAUUCUCGGCCCGGGGUGGGGCCCGCGGGGGCGGGGCCGGGGCACGGGGGCGGGGCGGCCCCGCCCGGGGGGGUCGCGGGGGCCGGGGGGGCCGCGGCGGCUUCCGGGGGGGCAAGAAAGUGACAGUGGAGCCACAUCGGCACGAAGGGGUGUUCAUCUGCCGGGGGAAGGAGGACGCGCUGGUCACCCGCAACCUGGUCCCGGGGGAGUCGGUGUAUGGGGAGAAAAGGAUCUCUGUGGAGGAGGGCGACGCCCGGGUGGAGUACCGCGCCUGGAACCCGUUCCGCUCCAAGCUGGCGGCCGCCAUCCUGGGCGGCAUCGACCGCAUCCACAUCCGCCCCGGCGCCAAGGUGCUCUACCUGGGCGCGGCCUCGGGCACCACCGUCUCCCACGUCUCCGACAUCGUCGGGCCCGAGGGGCUUGUUUACGCCGUGGAAUUCUCCCACCGCUCGGGCCGUGACCUCAUCAACGUGGCCAAGAAACGCACCAACGUCAUCCCCGUCAUCGAGGACGCGCGGCACCCCCACAAAUACCGCAUGCUCAUUGGGAUGGUGGACGUGAUCUUCGCGGACGUGGCGCAGCCCGACCAGACCCGCAUCGUCGCCCUCAACGCCCACAACUUCCUGCGCCGCGGCGGCCACUUCGUCAUCUCCAUCAAGGCCAACUGCAUCGACUCGACGGCGCCGGCCGAGGCCGUCUUCGCGGGGGAGGUGAAGAAGAUGACGGGGGAGCAGAUGAAGCCACAGGAGCAGCUGACGCUGGAGCCCUACGAGAGGGACCACGCCGUGGUGGUGGGCGUCUACAGGCCCCCUCCCAAGGAGAAGUGACGCCUCUUCCUCCCCCUCCCUCCCUUGGGGGGGGGCUCGAUCCUGGCACUGGGGGAGGGGUGGGGGCUCGUGCUGCCCCUCCCCUCCCCCCAUUUCGCUUUUUUGGGGCAAAUCGCGGCGGUUUUGGGGGCGGGGGGAGGGGCGGAACCGGGGGUUUGUAUUAAAGUCAAGGGCAAAAGGUGGCUCGU
This is a messenger RNA of Phalacrocorax carbo (great cormorant), 1100 nucleotides long. Lineage: Eukaryota; Metazoa; Chordata; Aves; Suliformes; Phalacrocoracidae. The record is from RefSeq and is a predicted model, not a curated record.